This is a messenger RNA of Cylicocyclus nassatus, 685 nucleotides long. Lineage: Eukaryota; Metazoa; Nematoda; Chromadorea; Rhabditida; Strongylidae. The record is from the annotation of a GenBank genome assembly.
UGAAGUUGAUAAAGAUGGUGAAGGAAUGCAAUGGCUUUCUGGAAGAGCUGCAAAAGCUUCUUGACAAACGUGAGGAGCUCUCGAUAGAUUUGCUGAGAAUAGAGAGUCGCAUGUUUAAGCUUGAACAAAAUGAACUUCUUAAGCACUUGGAGUUAGGCACUACAAAAACUGGAAACACGAAGCAUCGACGUCCAGUUCGCAAGACGAUGAAACCCUCGCAAAAACUCAUGGUUUUCUCGAACACUUCAAAAACUACAAAAUUUGCUUGCGAGUUGGCGGAAAGAGUGGAGAAGUUCCGCUCCAAGAAACAUAAAAUGAGGGAAUCUGUUUCGUCCACCUCAUGUGGUUCAAGCGGCGACACAGAUCCAGAAACUGUGGGGAUUGCUGGCCUUGAGGCUGCUGCGAGUCGUGACGCUGAGCUGCGGGCGGCACAUCGCAAACAGUUCGAAGCUACGCGUCGCAUGAAGAAACGACACCAAAGCUGAUUUUCUUUCUUCCUACAUUCCACCUCAGCCACAACCUGCGUGAUCUUUCACAGUGCGUCGUGUCUAUAACAUUUUCUUGAGAAGACUCUGUUGUAUAAAAGAUUCAUUGUGCGCAAAGACAAGACGUGGCUACGGACGACGUCGUCAUCUGCCGAUCGAGCGCAGUCCCAUCCUUCUAACCUAUGCUGUCUCUUCCAUGC